Messenger RNA from Nerophis ophidion (straightnose pipefish), 11198 nucleotides. It is a transcript of the gene nova1, whose product is annotated as NOVA alternative splicing regulator 1. NCBI's taxonomy places the organism in Eukaryota, Metazoa, Chordata, Actinopteri, Syngnathiformes, Syngnathidae. Gene Ontology annotation, biological process: regulation of alternative mRNA splicing, via spliceosome; mRNA splicing, via spliceosome. Gene Ontology annotation, cellular component: nucleus; cytoplasm. The transcript has 4 exons. Gene Ontology annotation, molecular function: mRNA binding. The record is from RefSeq and is a predicted model, not a curated record. Bases 275 to 1609 code for a protein of 444 amino acids.
AUGCGUGCCGUCUUUCACUGAAAACACUGAGAGCCUGCAUUAGCAUUUUCGCAGACAAUUGAAGCUGCGGCCAGCUGCUGGCAUGGCUCGGACACUGCGGUGAAAUCCCUUCUUCCGCACCCGCCGAUGAAACAGUGGAAAAAGGUUGACUGGCCGCAUUCCUUAACACUACGCUCGCACCUAUGCCCAGGCUGAUGUUAAGAUACCCUUAAGAGAUUGCGCCCCGGCAUUGAUGGCGAUCUGACACAGGACUUGAGAAGCAGCAGAUCUCAUAAUGGAGGAGGGUGAGUACUUCCUGAAGGUGCUGAUCCCCAGCUAUGCAGCCGGCUCUAUAAUUGGCAAGGGCGGCCAGACCAUUGUACAACUACAGAAAGAGACGGGGGCCACCAUUAAGCUGUCCAAAUCCAAAGACUUCUACCCAGGAACAACAGAGCGUGUCUGCCUGAUCCAGGGUACUGUCGAAGCCCUCAACGGUGUCCACAACUUCAUUGCUGAGAAAGUCCGUGAGAUGCCCCAGAGUGCCCAGAAGCCAGAACCAGUCAGCAUACUGCAGCCACAGACCACAGUCAACCCUGAUCGUAUCAAACAGGCGAAAUUGAUCGUGCCAAACAGCACAGCAGGGCUGAUUAUUGGCAAGGGAGGCGCCACAGUCAAAGCAGUGAUGGAGCAGUCAGGAGCGUGGGUGCAGCUCUCCCAGAAGCCAGAGGGCAUCAACCUGCAGGAGCGAGUGGUAACAAUCAGUGGUGAGCCUGAACAGAACCGCAAGGCAGUGGAGAUCAUCGUACAAAAAAUCCAGGAGGACCCUCAGAGCAGCAGCUGCCUCAACAUCAGUUACUCCAAUGUCUCCGGCCCAGUCGCCAACUCCAACCCCACCGGAUCCCCGUACGCUAACACCGCCGAGGUGCUGCCUAAUGCAGCUGCAGCAGCUGCAACUGCCUCCAGCCUUCUGGGUCAGGCCGGCUUGACGGGAAUGGGUGCCUUCCCUGCUGCCAUGUCGAGCUUCUCUGGCAAUGACCUGCUGGCCAUCACAUCGGCCCUCAACACACUAGCCAGCUAUGGCUACAACACUAACACCUUGGGCCUGGGCCUUAACCCCGCAGCUGCCUCUGGUGUCCUAGCUGCAGUAGCAGCUAGUGCCAACCCGGCUGCAGCUGCUGCAGCUAACCUCUUAGCCUCCUAUGCUAGCGAUGCCUCCGGCAGCGCUGGCCACCCUGUGACCGGCCUUGGCGGGUUCUCCCUAGGUUCUCUUGCAGCUGCUACAGGGGCUUCCAAUGGGUACCUGAACGCCUCAUCCCCACUGAUGGCCUCCUCCUUAUUAGCAACGGAGAAGCUGGCAGACGGAGCCAAGGACGUGGUGGAAAUUGCUGUACCUGAAAAUCUAGUUGGGGCCAUUUUGGGGAAAGGAGGGAAAACACUGGUUGAAUACCAGGAGCUAACAGGAGCCCGCAUCCAGAUCUCCAAAAAGGGAGAGUUCAUUCCUGGUACUCGGAACCGUAAAGUUACCAUAACAGGGUCGCCAGCCGCUACGCAAGCAGCGCAGUAUCUGAUCAGCCAGCGGAUCACCUACGAGCAGGGCGUGCGAGCUACCAACCCGCAAAAAGUGGGUUAAAAAGAAAAAAAGGAGGAAGAAAGGAAAGGAUGAGGACAGAGCUAGAGGAGAAUUCUAAAGGGUCAAAAGAGGAAAAAAAAAGAAAUGUCCAAAUAUUUAAUAUUUCAGAAUCAAAUGAGAGGAUUUCAAAGGAGGAGGAGGGGGAGACACCGAAGACAAAGUGUGUGUGAUAUUUGAAUGUUUUGGGACUGAUGUCCUGAUCUUUUUUAAAAGUUUGUGUCCAGUCCUUUUUGAUGAUGGUUAUCAGAGUAAGCUGAACUUGUCCACUGCCAAGGUGCAGAUUCAAGGGUGAGACCACAUGGUUUCACUUUCCUCUAAAACCUCAUUAAUGAGUUUCUUUACUUAGGUUUUGUUUUGUUUUUGUUUUGUUUUUUUGUUUUUUCUAUAUAUUCUUGUUUGGUUUAAUCGUUUUGAUGUAACUUGCAGACCUCAGCUCCCGGUGAGUUGAAUGUCCAGUGAGGUCCCAGCAAACCAACUGGGCUGUUUCACAGGCCUUUGUACGCAAUGUGCAAGGCGUUGGCGAUGGGGUGGGGCAGCGGGGCUCAAAGCCAGCAUGUGAGAUAACCUCACUUUAUGAGAAGCAAAUAAUUUCCUUAAAGAUAUCACACAUUUGUAGAUUUUUUUGGGGGGUGGGGAAUCUUGAAAAAUGAAGUUUAAAAAUGUGGGUAUUUUAUAUUUUUAACCAUUAUUUAUUGAUAUGAUCUGAUUCAAUGACAGAUGAUUUGAACCUGUAAAUGCAGGUUAAUCUGAAUGUAAAAAAAAUUGCCUAUUGGUAUUUUUUAUUUACAGGGAUCAAGUGUUGUCUCGCAGUGAAAGAAAUGUACAAGUUAAGCCCAGUCUGAGUUUAACAGUUGCCGUCUGCAAGGUUCGUUCUGGGGUUCAAUAAUCUACAUGAGAUAAUAGAGGAGACACACAGGAAUGUAUAAAUAUAUUUCACAUGAACACACUUAGCUAAUGCGCCUAUAAAUGCACAAACAUAUUUAAUCAUUGAGACAAACACUCCAAAAACAAACAAACCUUUCUUGGUGCUACAGGAUUGGCUAUAAAUCAUCACUAUUAGAAAACCAGAUUCUCCCACUCACUCCUGGUUUAAAUAGGCUGAUUUGUCAUCAAGGGUUAGGAAUAAGGGUGUGCGAUACUGCUAUUGUUGCUAUCAACCUGAUAACAAGUAAAUACAGGGGAAGUACAGUGGUAUCUUGGUUUUCCGUUCCAAAAGGUCUGAGGGCCAAAUUGCAUCCAUCCAACCAAAAUACUAACAGUUUUUGUAAAAAAAAAUAUUUCAGUUUUACAUGCAAAUAAAUAUAAAUGAUGAAUGAAAUAGAUAAAUGAAUGAGUGAUGAGUGGAAAGGUAGGAUGUUAGGGGAGCGAGACUACUUUGCUGUGAGUUCUUCCUUGAAUUCAUUACUUAGUCAUCAACACGUUGGAUUCUUUGUUUAGACCAACAGACCAGUUUGUUUGUCAUGAUAUUUAGCUGUGCAUUAACUGAGACAAUAUGCAAAAACCGUGGCCACAUUUUUAUUUGAUCAUACGAAAAUUGGGGCAUAUGAAAACCGAGGUACCACUGUAUAACAAUAUAACAACGUAACAUUACGACUAACCCAAUAAAAAAAACAUUGAGCUAUCAGUGAAAAUAAACAUAGAGAACUGAAAAAUAUCUGUUUCAUCACUACCCUUGGUAUUAAUGCUAUAUAUAUUUGGAUCGAUCCGCCCACCCCAAAAUAGUAGGCUGGAUCAUAGGUAUAACUAGAUACAUUGUGCCUACAUGGCAGCCAUCUUAGCCUGGGCUACUUUCCUGACUUGCUUAUUUCGACUUUACGGCGUAUUUUGGAACCGAAUGCAGCAUAAUGUCCAGGCAUUUUUGUUGUCUUUCAUUUCCAUGCCGUCUACAGCAAUGUAAUGCCUUUGCACUUUGCCCCUACUAGCUUAAGCUGGCCACAGGCACGCAAUUCAAAGGGGCGUAACGGACGAAUCUAGUUUUAUCUAUGACCUGGAAGACGUGACAGCCUCUCUUGCAUGAUAAAAUAGGGUCGGUUAUUAAUUUCAAUACAGUUUUAAAGUCUCAAGCCAGCCCUUACUCCCUAAAAUUUACUAACAAAGGUUUGCCUUAUUGUCAUAUGCGCAUAUCCCUAUUUUGCCAUAAAUUUAGAUGUACUUUUGAGCCGAAAAUUGUCCAUUUCACAAAGAAAAGCUGUACUCACCAGUAUCUGUGAAAAAACAAAACAUGCCUUCACAUAAGGGUACCAAAUAUUCAAGAGACAUUCUCUAAAGAAAGGGAAUGACACUUGAAAAGAAGUCUUGGUCACAAUUCCUCUGUGAGCCAUCCUUCUGCAUUUGCAUCGAGACAAAAAAGAUGUGUUCAAUUCAUCCGGGCAGCCUUUUAUCCGACCCAAAACAUGCGACUCAUCAUUAACUUUGGGAGGAGCAUACAGAAACCAUCAGAAAAAAUAUCUUGGAAUCACUGUCUUUCAUGGACAAUAGUUGUUCUCGUGGAGGGAGGCAAACUAUUUAGAGCAUUUCCAAGCACUUCAAGAGUACCUUGGCCUCCCUGUGUGCUGCUAUCCAUCGCGUUCAUUUCGAAGACUGCACUGUGAGACAUUAAGAACACGAUGCGAGGUUCGUCUAUUACUUAGUGGGGUGAGAGAAUAUUUUCUUCCAUGUCACAUAGAUAGACCAAGACCCGAUCCCCAUAAGCGCAUCUUUCAGUUUCUGGCAUCAGCACUGACACACUCAAUUUUUAAAGGAUGCACUCCAACGAAUGUUUAGUGUGUCGUCUAUUAGAUCAUGGUCAAUACAUCAUAAUUUCAACAGUCCCUGUCAAGCAAAAAAAGGAACUCUGUGAUCGGCUUUUUGAAAACACGGAGCUGUAGGGGUAUCAAAGAAAAUCUGAACCAUUUGUGGGUUGUUUUUGUUGUUUUUUCCUUCAAAGUCUUUUGUUUCUGCAGUUUUCAUGAUAAUUCAUGACGUUUUUCAAAGUACAUGAAUUUAUCUGUGUUAACGUUUUAGUCGCGGUGAGCCUCUCUUCCUGUAUGGCUACAAAGUCAUCCAUUACCAAUCUGGCUACUAGUGAAAUCUUUGUCUACUAGAACAUUUGCACUGCCCAAUGUUUUAGCGAAUAAGAAACAAGCACAAAAAGGGGACGUUUAUCAAUGCAAAUGGACUGCUUGAUUGCAGGGAGCUCUUCUCAAACCUCUGUCAUCGAAACAUAAUGCCAAAUCUCUCUGCACCUCAUUAACUUUCCUCUUAAUCCCGCACCUACAUAUUGCCCGUUGUUAUGAUUCUUAGGGUGCGUUCACACUUUGUGCACUGGUCCGGAGAAAAAAUGCUUAAAAAAAAGAAAAUAAAACUUGGUGUGUACUUUAUUGCGGGUCAGUUCACACCAAACAAUGUUCAGUGAAGCAUAUGCAUUGUCGCGUGUCGACUGUACCAUUUUUGUGACGUGUCUGUUGACACACCCAAAACAAUAUGUUGUCUUCCUGGUUAUACUGUAUAUGGUUUGUAGGGCUUGUGUUUCUGUGGUAAAAUCUUUACCAAUAUAGAUUACACUGGACCCCGUAUAUGUCCGUCUAACACCUAAAUUAUACAUGCAGUCUCUACACUGCAUGUAUACACUUCAAUGCGUUCUAAUCUUUCCGUAGUUCUUCUUCUGGAUUGACAGUGUGACAUGCAGUUAUCUGGUGGAACACUCGGGAGACAAGGUUUUCCUCUUAAUGACAAACCGGAAAUCGUUGUAUAACUUGUUUACUAAACUGUUCAGUUUGUCUUAGAAUUGGCUUUCGAGUAUUUAGUCGAUUGACUAAUCAAAUCCCUGUCCCCUGCUUAAAACGAUGUCAACAUACUCAUAUAAUAGGAUCGUUUUUGUUGACGUGAAAUUCAAAACCUAAAGGGGCCUUUUUCAUGUAAAAGUUGGUAAUUCCAUUACUAUCAUUUGCGGGGGGUUUUUUGCAAAAAAACAUUUGUGGAUAUUUUUUGGUCGUUUUUCUAAACCUUUUCUUGGUUUUUACGAACCAUUUCCUGGUUUCAGUUGCAAUUAGUCCUUGUCCGGUCCAAGGUUUGGCGACAAAACACAUCGUAUUAACAAAGUUAAUCCUAACCCAACCAAGUGUGAACGCACUUUUAGGUGUCACCUGUGCUUUUACCUCCUGUGCAGUACACUGUGCUCUCUCUCCCCUUCUUUCUCCUGUCUUGUCUUCUGCCGGGUGGUGUCGGGCGUGCUGCGGGGUGGCAGUUAUGACCCUUGUCGUAUGGGUAUGAAAAUAUUUAGCAAGGCUAAAAAUGCACAGUAAAAAUAAAACCUGCCUCCAAAACUGUGACACCCGCUCUGAGACCAACCAGCAACAAUUCCCUUAAAGUGUUCCAUUUAGUCAAUAACGAGAACAAGUCUUAUUUUAAAGGGUUUGGACCACAAACUGUGGUCCUCUAAGAGAAGAGGUCUUGUUGUUUUUCAAAUGUCCGCAGAUAUUCAUAUUCCAACUGAACAAACAAAGCUCAGCCUGUAGACAACGCGAGCAUAAUUUAAAAGUACGUCGGGAACUCGUUUGUAACCUUAAGCUGAAACAAUGACAUCUUUUAUGCAUAUCCUCUUAUCUGAAAAUGACUCCAAUUCAUUUCUGUGGAAUAGGAAUAUGUCACGUCAUAUGAUCUAUAUGUACUUUAUCGUAGCUAUUCUAGUUUGUAGUCUAAAUGCAGUCCGGCGUUGUCGAUACAAUGUGAACUAUGUUAUACUUGUGUGGAUGAUGAGAGUGCCAACUAAGCCUGAUUAAGAUUAGCUUUGCAAUUUGUUUGUGCAUUCUGAUGACUCAUCAAACGGUGGCGUCCACGUUUCUGUCACUGAUGAUUUAGUUUGACCGUAAGAAAACGUAAAGAAUAUUGGAAGCAAUAUAGUAGCAUGUUGUCCUGUUUUGUGUUUUAUGUCUGUUGUACGAACUUUUGAAGUUACUUCAAUUUUGAAUGAAUAGGUUUACAUGUACUUUUUUGUAAGUUAUAAAGAUGCUGCUAUUUGAUAAGUAAACUAUACAAAGUAUUUUAGUUGAAAAGAUGUCUGGUCGGUUGGUUAGAAACACGGGCAUACAAAGAGGUGUAUAGAAUACUACAGUAUUGGUAAGGUAGUACAAGUAAUACUAGACUCCAUAGUACACCCUGUGCCAAACUAGACCUCUGCAGCUUCUGAAAUUGUAGAUGUGCGAUCAAUUCUUAGAUAUCAAUAACUUGUUUAGAAGUGCUGAUCAAGUGCCAACCAAACACUGUCUUUUAAGUUAAAAAAAAAAAAAAAGAUAAUCAUGAAGAAAACAAAGGAGAAAAAACUGUCUGUGCAUUGUUUUAUCCCAUAGGUACAUAGAAUAUAAGUAAAAGAUUGUGAUUUUUAUGUUGUUUUACAUGCCAUGCAUCCCUUGUGUGUUUGACCUGUGGCUUAAGUACUGCUGUUUUCUCACAAAUGUCUCUAUAGGCCAGCAUGGACUAAGCAUAACAUGUUAUACGCAUUCAUAACAUAGUCAUUAACAAUCAAAAAUGUGUUUGUGGAGUUAGGUGUUAUCUUUUUGCACGUCUUCUAAUGCAUGGUAUCAAAAAGAAAACCUUUGGAGGAGAGGGGGAAAAUAAAAAAAGAACAAAAAUUUUGCGAGGCGACUCCAGACAUUCAAAGACAUAACACUGCAUGCGGUCAAAUGUAAAGCGCUUACGUUUACUCGACUCAUGUUUAUCCAGUUGUGUUUUAAUGUUGUUAGUUGGAAGGGAGUUUUUUAUUGUCAUGUUGGCCCAAAAACGGCACUAACACAGCACUCAUCUCAGAAAAGACGUUUUGGUUUAUGGGCCUCAGGGGUGUCACGGUACGCCGUAGUCACGGUUUGGUAUGUACCUUGACUUUUAAGGUUGUUCUGGGAACAAAAUGCAAAACUGCUUAGCUUUUGUGGAGACGGCUUGAAUUAUUAUCAUUUUUUUAGUAAAACUGCAAACUGCUGGCAGGUAAUUCUCUAAUAAAAACAUUUUCAAAUAUAUAGCAUACAGAAAGAUUAAAGAAGGGGGGGGACACUUUGAUUAGAGAUCAUUAAACCAAUCCAAAGUAUGUCAAUGGAUGCUAAGCUAUCUGAACAAAACAACAUCAUCUUAACUGUGUGUUAUAAGUCACAAAGCAAGCCACUGGCAUAUAUAUUAGUUUAUCUCGUUAAUAUUUUUUACAAGAUGCCAAAAGCCACAACAGUAAAAGUUUAAACACUGUGAAUUACCGUUUUAUUUUUCGUUAGGUCCCCUUUACCCUGUUCCUGACCUGGCACAUUGCUUUUUUUGUCGUAUCCACUUGCCGUUUACGUUUUUUUUUACUUGGAAGGCCAUCUGGUUUUCAAGCUCUGGCUUCUUCUUGGCAAGGGCCGGACCACCAGUGUAUUUGUUUACCAAGUAGACGCGAUUAACACUUCCUGUCCCUCACUUUAUGUGUGCCGUGUGGGGAAAUCGGUGCGCCUUCGUACCGAACUGAUUACCAGUACCGUUACACCCCUAAUAGGUACAGCAAGAACUUUGAACAAAAAAAAAAUAAGUGAAAUGAGCAAACGUGAAGAUGUAAUUCAAUUAAAUUGUCUUCUUGUUUUGUCUUGUUUUUGUUUUGUUUGGGUUUUAUUAAGGAUAUCAGACAUACAAGGAUACUAGACAUUUAUUCAACAACCAGGUUGAACCUCAUGUAGCCUGUCCCAAGAUGUGAUUCAUUUUAUUUUAUGUCACAGCUUGAAAGCCUAGAUCUAAUCUAUGAAUGUACACAUUACUGUUUGAAUCCGUCUUUAAUGUCAAAUCAGGGCAGGAAUGUCACAAACAUGUAGAGUUAAUAUCUAUGUCAAUAACAGAUUUCAGCUAUAGUCAGGUAGGCCUCUCACGGCCAUUAUCAUGAACCAGACAUGUUUUACCCAAUUUCCAAUUCUUGUUUGUUUGGUGUUGCAUAACUGCACUUUACUGAUAAUGGGGUCAUAGUAGGUGUGAGAUGAAGCAAACCAUGUUUUGAAGUUUUCUUAUGUUCGGAUGUCAUUCUUUUUGUUGUUGUUGUAUUUAUUUAUUUUCCCUAAUCCUGUUGGGUGUAUUACGGAAAGGGCUGGAGUCUCAGACAAAAUGGAGAAGUAGCGCCUGCUUCUUCUCUCAAAUUGUGUUCUCCUUCACAUUCCCUUCAGCAGAAGUUUGUGUCUAUCACAGAGUGCUUUGUUUUUAACAAGGAAUACUUUGCUUUUCUAUCUAUAACUGUUUAUGUGUUUUGCAAAUCGGAAAAUGUGCAUCAUUACCGUAGAUAUUUUCUCUGUGGGGGGCUGUCGCCACCGAGGGAUGCAUUCUGAUCCAACAGUCUGGUCUGAGAGGCUUCAUCGGCACCAGCAAAAAAAGCACGAUUCUCCCUGAAAAUAGCAGAGGAAAAUGAGAUGUCGUGAAUAAUACUUAUGUCUCUUAAGCUACCAGCCCCCCACCGCCCUGCCUCCUCAUUGCAUUUACUUAUCCAUGAUACAAACGCCAAGUGGAUUACUGUUAGCAUUCCAAAAGAAGAUUCUGUCCACACAUGUUUCGGACAUUCAUUGGCCGCCUCAUGAAGGCUCGGACUGGCAAACGCGACACUCUUAAAACCUCCUAUGGAAUCACAGCCUACGUGACACCGCCGUUCAGUCUUUUAGUCCGGUGAAAACCGUGUUCACCCUUUAAAAAAUAUCCAAGUAUUUCAGAGAGCAUCCAUCCGAGGAAAGAUGAUACCUUUUUGUGUAUUUUUGUUGUCUUUGACCCUCCUAACCUCACAUGAACCUGUUGACUUCUACACCCUCAAGAACUCAUGUAUACGUUGGAUUUGCUACACCACUUUUUUUUUUUUUUUUACUUUGUCAAAAUGCAAGGAAUGUCGUUUGUUUUCUACAGAAGGGUCGAGUGCCUUGCAAGAUGUUUUUAACAUUGUACAGCGGAACCCGUUUUUGUCGACAGCUGGCUUAUGUCAACCGACUUGUAUUGCUAAAAGGUGCCCAACAUACAUACAUUUUGUCAACAAUAAAUUGGACAAGCGUUGUAAUAUUGUUAAUGUCCUCAUUAUUGCGGCAAAAAAAACUGUGACAUAGCCAUUUUCAAUUUACACCUCAUGAAAAUGUGCACACAGUGACUUCCUGUUCAAUACUAAGCAGGCUCAAAAAGCAUGGGAGGAUUAACCAACAAAAUUCACCCAUUGUUUUUUUGAGGUUUUUUAGUCAUUGUGGUCAGGAAAGUAAAAUAUUGCGGCUGUGAAUCUUAAAACAACUCAAAACUCGAUUUGAUUCUCAAGUUUAAAAAGAUGCUAGUAACAUACUACAUGGUGUAUAUUAUAUAAAACCUUUUUAAAACAGGUUACAGUUUACAAAAGCUCCUAUUGGCUGCUGAAGAAUACGCACAGCGAGUAAGCAGGGAGAUGGCCUAAAAAAAAUCAAAUCGUAAUUAGUAACGUUUGAAUUAAAAUUGUGAAAAAAAUUUAAUUGAUAGCCGCACUUGGACAAACUCACGGACAGACUCGUGCUAGCUAGCUUAAAUGCUAACAUUAAUACAAGCUACAUUAAUAUAUUUCCACACUAAAGGGUCAUAUUAUGAUUUUUUUUUUCCUACAUAUAAAACACUUCCUUUUAACAUGUAAUGGUGGUUCUUUGGUCAACGUUUUGCAAAGAUUAUGUUUUACAGACCUUAGUAAUCAAGCCGCUUUCUGACCGUCUCCUUAGAAUGCACCGUUUUGUGGGCGGUUUUAUUUGCGUUCCUCCACUUCGACUGCGUCUUCUCCCUUUCAACCAUGUUGUAGUUUUUAGCACUUCCAUAUUGAGUCUACUGACAGAUAUAAGUUCAAACUACUUCAUAUUAUAAAUGGCAACAUCAGGGGAUGCAUGUGCACGUACGAGCCAGUCUGCUCCGCAGCAAGAGGAUAGAGAAAAAGAAGGCGCUUAUUGACUUCAACAUCACCACAAUAGCUGACUCGCGUAAAGCUCUGGGGGUAAAUCUCUACUGUAUAUGGAGUUAUCCGCUGAGGUUUACCAAUUCGAAAAACAUUACAAAUUGAGCAAAUUCCAAACGGCUCGUUUGGAGUAAGUAUAAAGAAAGGCAAGAUUGUUUUAUAAAUGUCUUGGCCAUGGUUUGAUUUCAAAUUUGCAGGACUUGUGCAAAUCCCAAAUACACAAAAACUGGUACUAAUAGGUAAGAAAAGUUAGUUAUGCAUAAUAGGUCCACUUUAAGAAACGACAUUCCAUAAGCUUAACUUAUAUAAACACAUUACUGUCUAAGCAACUAAGUUAUUCAAUUAUGUGUGUGAUCGAUUUAUACUCAGAGGACAACAAAACUUGGUUGAAAUAUUUCAGUAUGUAUAUAAGUACACUGUUAGCGAAUUCAACAGUACCGUAAUAAUAAUGAUACCCGUGAUCAUUUUGGUCACAAUAACCAUGAUAUAAAAUUUUCAUAUCGUUCCAUUCCUAAUCGUAGUAAAUAGGAAUUGCAGAUGUGAAUCAAUAUUUACAACUUUGAUUGAUUGAGUCAUUUAAACUUUUUUUAGUAGAUAGCACAGUUCAGUACAUUUUCUGUACAAUUGACCACUAAAUGGUAACACCCAAAUAAGUUUUUCUACUUGUUUAAGUUAAUC